UUCCAGUUCUCGGAUGGUGUGAGGUGGUACAAUGAAGGGACACGAUGACAGCCUGCAUCAGAGUAAUUUGGAUGAGAUUGAACACCUUGACAGCCCCUAUUGAUGAUGGUUCUUCUCUCCUGAACUCUUUCUUUACCAAAACACAUUAGUCCCCCUGUUUCGUCCUAUCUGUAAAUAUCUAGUGUUGUAUAUGUCGGUCUGCUAGCCCCGUGCUAUGAUUUUACCCACAUAAACGUUCUUGAAUUGAUCUGACUGAUAUUACUCUUAACAUGGCAAUCACCCAGUUUCGCCUCUUUAAAAUAUGCACCUGCUUGGCGUCUGUCCUUUCAUUCUUGAAAAGACUGAUUUGCAGGACUGGAAGGUCACGCAAGCUGAGUGGGGAUCAGAUCACCCUUCCUACCACUGUUGAUUUUUCUUCUGCAUCAAAACAGCCAGAGAUUGAGGACUGGAGCUCAUGGGAUGAAGAAGCUCCCACGAGUAUCAAAAUUGAAGGUGGUAAUGGGGCAGUUCUGCCACCACAGACUGAAGCUGAGGAGGAGGAGCCAGACUACUUCAAAGACAUGACUCCCACCAUCAGGAAAACACAAAAAAUUGUUUUGAAGAAAAGGGAACCUUUGAACUUCUCUAUGCCAGACAGUUCCUUAGGUUUCUCUAGCAGACUAGCCGUCACUCAGGACAUGUCCUUUAUCCAGCCCUCUGCGGAGCUGGGGGACAUGGACACCUGGCAGGAGAACACCAAUGCCUGGGAGGACGAGGCAGAUGCGUCCUGGGAGGCAGAGGAAGUGCUGAGACAGCAGAAGCUGGCCGAGAGAGAGAGACGUGCUAUGGAACAACAGAGGAAGAAAAUGGAGAAAGAGGUACAGCGAAUGAUGAAAAAAGAGCAGAAGAUCGCUGUCAAACUUUCAUAACAUUUAUACAGCGCACCGGACACUCAAAACAACAGCCAAACAACUGUUCAUAUUAAUUUUUACCUUGUUUCGUCCUGACCACCGCAGUGCUGUCUUCACAUCUUUGGGAUAUUUUUUGAGGCCAUCAGUCGUCUUGGGGAAUUUGUUAUUUUUUUUUAAUAAUGGAUAGAGAGCACAGCUCAAAGCACCUUUCCUUUCAUCUUUAAGUUGUUGUGAAUGUUCUGUAAGUGCGAUCAAUGAAAGAAAUUAACUAGGUGUUUUUUUUGUGUCAGUAUUUAUAAAAGUUUUGGAUACCAUUGUGUCAAUCUUAGAUCAGGAAUUUUUUUUUUUUUUUUUUUGCCUUUAUGCGCUUUUUCUUGUCUGUUUUUAUUUUUCAUUAUCCAAGUCUAGUAACUUUGCGUUAAACACUGGACUUAAAAUAUCAACAGAUUUAUGCAAUUUAUGUGCUCUGGCUUCUAAUAAACUAAUUAGUGGUAGAUUGUUCCUAGCUAGUUCCCUUGCCAUUCAGUUUAUCUCAAUUACCUGGUAAUCAAGGACUUUUAAGGAAUAGUUCACUCAAAAUGUUUUAUUCUUUCAUUAUUUACUCACCCUCAUGCCAUCCCAGAUAUGUAUGACUUUCUUUCUUCUACAGAACACAAAGAUUUAUAGAAGAAUAUCUCAGCUCUGUUAAUGCAAGUGAAUGGUGACCAAAACUUUGAAUCUCCAAAAUGCACAAAGGUAGCAUAAAACCAAUUCAUAUGAUUCCAGUGGUUUAUUUCAUGUCUUCUGAAGUGAUCCAAUCGAUUUUGGGUGAGAACAGGCUUUUAUAUGCUGCCUUUAUAUGCUUUUUUGGAGCUUCAAAGUUUUGGACCCCAUUCACUUGCAUUGUAUAAACCUUCAGAGCUGAGAUAUAUUCUUCUAAAAAUCUUUGUGUUCUGCAGAAGAAAGUCAUACACAUCUGGGAUGACAUUAGGGGAAGUAAAUGAUGAGAGAUGAAAUGUUUAUUUUUGGGUGAACUAUUCCUUUAAAUGUUAAUAACUGUUAAAGGCCUUAUAUUCUGGACUUGAUUUCUCUAAAGAUAAACAGGAUUUGGUUUGAACCUGAACAAUGCAGAGAUCUCAGUCUGGUAAAAUGCCAGUGGGUAUGGUAUGUAAGGCUUGCAGAGAACGCUUCAAGAGGAGUGGGUUGGUUGUUAUGGAAAUGCUGGGAUUUUUAAAAAUCCAGAUUGGCAACCAAAGCAUCUUUUAUCUUUGGUAAGACUCACUGUCUGUUACCUGGAGCAUUCAUUAAGUGUAAUACAUUCACUUUGAUCACAGCUGGGGGCCUGAACAAUUUUAGAUAGAAACUGUUCACUGUAUUGGCCAUAUGAUGAGCAAUUAAGAAUUUGGUUUAUCUUGAUUUAGAUGCAUUUACACAGUCUUACCAAUUUAAGGGAAUUUCCCCCCAAAAUGACAAUUCUGGCAUCAUUACUCAAACUUGUAUCACUUUCUUUUUUUUAUGGAAGACAAAAUAUGUUGGGCAGAAUUACAGUCUCAGUCACCAUUCACUUUGACUGUAUGGAAAAAAAAAAAAAAAAAAAAGAUGCGGUCAAAGUGAAUGUUGACUGAGGCUAACAUUGUCUAAUAUCUCCUUUUAUAUACCACGGAAGAAAGAAAGUCAUACAGGUUUGAAACAACAUGAGGGUGAGUAAAUGAUUACUUUUUUUUUUUUUUUAUGAACUGUUCCUUAAAUUAUAGAAAAAUGUCCCUCUUUUAACAAAUAUAUAAGUAUUACGUUUAUGAGUACCAUAAUAAGGGCCUAUACUAUUAACAUUUUGAUGAUGAUGAUGAUGGUGGUGUUGAUAUUAACCUCUGCAUGCUAUGAUAAAUAUGGAAAAUGAAGCCAUGAGAGACAGAGGUGCGAUAACUAUGAAAAACAAUAAAAUCAUACAUUUUGUUAUCUUUGUUUCUCAUUUAUGUUUUCCACUCGUGCAUGCUCAUGCUUUUAUCAAAAAAAUUUUUUUGAAAAAAUUGCACAGUCCAGCCUUAGCUGUAAUAAACAUUUAAAUCUC
Messenger RNA from Myxocyprinus asiaticus (Chinese sucker), 2937 nucleotides. RefSeq names its product receptor-binding cancer antigen expressed on SiSo cells-like. The coding region runs from base 270 to 908 and encodes 212 amino acids. The record is from RefSeq and is a predicted model, not a curated record. The transcript has 7 exons. Lineage: Eukaryota; Metazoa; Chordata; Actinopteri; Cypriniformes; Catostomidae. Gene Ontology annotation, cellular component: secretory granule.